UGCUUUAUCUUUGAACUGUUUAUACAUUUCCUAUCACACACAUUCUGUGGAGCCUGCGGAGGAACAUGAUAUGUUUCUUUAGGACCACCAGUGUCAAAGCUCCUGCAACCUUUGGAAAUCAGCAAUUCUUUUCUGAUUUUGUCAGGAAACAUCUCUACAGUGUAAGCCAAUCACUCAGCCCAUGUAAAGGAUGGUAGGAGAGAAUCUGUUGUUGCCUGUGAUACUAAUGUCUGUGCUGACAUCGUAUGGACAGCAAUUGGCAGAGGAUUCCUGCACUGUUCAGAUUCUGGUUCCUGGACUCAAAGGAGAACCAGGAGAGAAGGGAGUAAAAGGAGCACCAGGACGACCAGGCAGAGUCGGACCUGCAGGAGAGACUGGUCAACCUGGACUCAAAGGUCAGAAAGGCAUUAUGGGACGUUACGGAAAAGUGGGUCCAAGUGGAAUGAAAGGGGUGAAGGGAGACAUGGGGGAUCCAGGUCCGAGAGGCCCUAAUGGAGAUGCAGGUGUUCCGUGUGAGUGCACGCCGAUGAGAAAAUUGAUCGGAGAGAUGGACAUUCUAGUGGCGCAGCUCUCCUCUGAACUGAAAUUUAUUAAGAAUGCACUGCCCUCCCCUGCAGCUGUUGCUGGCAUAAAAGAGACAGACAGUAAGGUGUAUCUGUUGGUGAAGGAGGAGAAACGCUACGCAGACGCUGAGCUCUACUGCCAGACGAGGGGAGGGCACCUGGCUAUGCCCAAGGAUGAGACAGCCAAUGCAGCCAUCGCAGGGUACAUUACAGAGGCGGCCCUGAGUAGAGUCUACAUCGGGAUCCAUGACCAGCAGCGUGAAGGCGUGUUCACCUACGCCGAUCUCUCUCCCAUGACAACUUUCAGCAAAUGGAGAAAAGGAGAGCCCAACAACGCCUAUGAUGAUGAGGACUGUGCUGAGAUGGUGGCCUCAGGGGAGUGGACGGAUGUGGCGUGCAGCCCUACCAUGUAUUUUGUCUGUGAAUUUGACAAAGACAGUAUCUGAGAUCAGUCUGUGUUGAAGAUACUGCAUGAAAAUGGACAAUAUAACAAAAAAGGUCAACUUGUGCUUUAUCUUUUCUCUGUAAAUAGGACGACAAAAUGACAUACAAGUUGUGCAAACUAGUAUACUUUACACUCCUCAAGCUAUUUAUUUUCUUACCCACAAAAUAUUUAGAGUUUUUGUUCUUUUAUGAGGAUAAUACUUUUUUUUAAUACUCUACUUAUCUUCAACCCUGAGAUUUAUUGGAGCUCCUGGCAGAAUGGAAGCCAAUGCACCAAGAAUAUAUGAGACAUAAACUAUCCACUGAGCAUUAUGCAGCAGUGCCAUCAUCAAACAUGAGAGCUGUAGUUUGUGCAUAAGAUAUGAAAUAACAGAAAUAUUUUGCUUCCAGUUGGGUGCUGCUAAGUGAUGAAGAUGAAUGCAAUAUUCACAGUUGCAUAACUUAUGCAGCAAUUGCAAAAUAAAAGUUCACUCCUAAAAUAAUAAA
Molecule: messenger RNA, 1493 nt
Organism: Notolabrus celidotus (New Zealand spotty)
Lineage: Eukaryota; Metazoa; Chordata; Actinopteri; Labriformes; Labridae
Gene: colec11
Product: collectin sub-family member 11
Exons: 7
Coding region: 191-1009 (272 amino acids)
Source: RefSeq, a predicted model, not a curated record